CACCUACUGAACUCAAGUCCAGAUCUGCUGAGUGCCAUCUUAUCUCCAACCGCCCAUCCCAUCCUCGUCUUACGACCUCUUCCCGAACUUCUCGUCUUCUCACCCGCCGUUUUUUUUUAAUCUCUUUUCCACCCUUGUAAAUCAAUCAAUUCAAUUAAAAAACCACCGCCCACCAUGCCCUCCGUCAAGAACCCCAACGGCCCUUCCAAGAACCGCCUGAUCGCGCGCGCCGCCUCCCUGCGCAAGCAGCGCCAGCGCGAGUCGGCCCAAGGCAAGCUGGAGAAGAUCCACAAGAUCACCAAGGAGGACCUCGCGCGCGGCGCCCGUCCCGGUCUGCUGCCCAACAGCGGACCCCGCAAGGCGUUGGGCAAGAAGGCACAGCGCAAGCUGGAGAAGAAGCUGGGGUAUGCCAUCCGUCGCAAGAUGGAGCGCGAGGGACUGAGUAAGAUGGAGGUGGAGAAGGUGGAGGAGAUGAUGGGUAUUGGCAAGACCAGCAAGAAGAGCGCCGCCGAGACCGAGGAGACCACCCCGGCCACCACCAAGGAGGUCGAGAUGGAUUUUUCCUAAAUCAUCAUCAUCGACGACUUCCAAACGAGUUACCACACCACCACCACCAUCGUCAUACCGACAUAACCAUGCAUUUACAACAACUGGCGUUGGGGGAUAAUACGGGAUCAUCAAACAGGGACGAUAUGCGAGACAGAGAAGAAGAAGAAGAAGGGGAAAACAUGAUGCCAUCAGCAAGAAGAGAAAUUAUUGGACAGCAAUUGCCUGAAGAAAGAGAGGAAAAGCAAAAGCGUUUAUCAACAAGAUACCCUUGGCAGCAGCAGCAGCAGCAGCAGUGGAAACAGUGGAAAGAAGAAGAAGAAGAAGAAGAAGAAGGCUUGGUUUGGUAUCUACGGUAUAGAUACGGAUGAUUACUUACUACCUUUUGUUCACCAGCCAGCCAGCCAACCAACCAGUCAUGUGCUGUGUUUCAGCUGAUAUCUCGAGCUGAUUCUCGAGAGCCGAUGGAUGGAUGGAUGGAGCUCUUCAAGUCCUAUUCUAGGCGGUCAUGUCCCUUCUCACCUGUCUCCUCUACCUCUCAACUCUCCCUCGGCAUAAUGUUCAUCGAGUCAGAUUGCGAGAUAACUCCGGGGUCUUCAGUGGCUCUUUUGCUACGAUCGUCUACCACAGCUACUACCGUUGGGGAACGGCCAGUCAUCCGGCAGUUCUGGUCUUAUCCCUCUGGUUGGUGGUUCUUUUCUUUCAGCAGCCUCAUUUUGCUUGAGUGAGCCAAUGGAGGGAUCAGUCUGGAGGGAUCUGUUAAGAGAAAAAAAGGACCGUGAGACACACAAUGUGGUCGACGGGAUGCAUACCUAACCAUGGCGAUUAAUUUUCUCUGCUAGGAUCCAUGGAAGGUUGUGUUUGCGUCUGGGUUGGCAAAAAAGGAAGGAAAGGCGAAGGUUACCACCCAUACCCACUAGACUAGUCAAUCAAAAUCGCAUUUCAAAGAAAACUUGUUGUUGUUCAGCGCAG
Molecule: messenger RNA, 1518 nt
Organism: Neurospora crassa OR74A
Lineage: Eukaryota; Fungi; Ascomycota; Sordariomycetes; Sordariales; Sordariaceae
Exons: 2
Coding region: 175-567 (130 amino acids)
Source: RefSeq, a predicted model, not a curated record